GGAACGGCCGGGCUGGCUGCGGAAGGGGAGGGGGGAGGAGGCGAUUGGAUGCGGCGGCGGCGGCGGAUCCCGGAGAGCAGCGGAGUGAGAGGAGUAGCGAGUCGGACACCCGGAGGGGUAAAAAUAUUUCCAGUAUGGCUCAUUCAAAGACAAGGACCAAUGAUGGAAAAAUUACUUAUCCUCCUGGUGUCAAGGAAAUCUCAGAUAAAAUAUCUAAAGAGGAGAUGGUGAGACGGUUAAAGAUGGUUGUGAAAACUUUCAUGGAUAUGGACCAGGACUCUGAAGAAGAAAAGGAGCUUUAUCUAAACCUAGCUUUACAUCUUGCUUCAGAUUUUUUCCUUAAGCAUCCUGAUAAAGAUGUUCGUUUACUAGUGGCCUGCUGCCUUGCCGAUAUUUUCAGGAUUUAUGCUCCUGAAGCUCCUUAUACAUCCCCUGAUAAACUAAAGGAUAUAUUUAUGUUUAUAACAAGGCAGUUGAAGGGAUUAGAGGAUACGAAGAGCCCACAAUUCAAUAGGUAUUUUUAUUUACUUGAGAACAUUGCUUGGGUCAAAUCAUAUAACAUAUGCUUUGAAUUAGAAGAUAGCAAUGAAAUUUUUACCCAACUAUACAGAACAUUAUUUUCAGUUAUAAACAAUGGACACAAUCAGAAGGUUCAUAUGCACAUGGUAGACCUCAUGAGCUCUAUUAUUUGUGAAGGUGAUACAGUAUCUCAGGAGCUUUUGGACACAGUUUUAGUAAAUCUGGUGCCUGCCCAUAAGAAUUUAAACAAGCAAGCAUAUGAUUUGGCAAAGGCUUUACUGAAGAGGACAGCUCAAGCUAUUGAACCAUAUAUUACCAAUUUUUUUAAUCAGGUUCUGAUGCUUGGGAAAACAUCUAUCAGUGAUUUGUCAGAACAUGUGUUUGACUUAAUUUUGGAGCUCUACAAUAUUGAUAGUCACUUGCUGCUCUCUGUUUUACCCCAGCUUGAGUUUAAAUUAAAGAGCAAUGAUAAUGAGGAACGACUCCAAGUUGUUAAACUAUUAGCAAAAAUGUUCGGGGCAAAGGAUUCAGAGUUGGCUUCUCAAAACAAACCACUUUGGCAGUGCUACUUGGGCAGGUUUAAUGAUAUCCAUGUACCAAUCCGCCUGGAAUGUGUGAAAUUUGCUAGUCAUUGUCUCAUGAACCAUCCUGAUUUAGCAAAGGAUUUAACAGAAUAUCUUAAAGUGAGGUCACAUGACCCUGAGGAAGCUAUUAGACAUGAUGUUAUUGUGUCUAUAGUUACAGCUGCUAAAAAGGAUAUUCUUCUGGUCAAUGAUCACUUACUUAAUUUUGUGAGAGAGAGAACAUUAGAUAAACGGUGGAGAGUGCGCAAAGAAGCCAUGAUGGGACUGGCUCAAAUUUAUAAGAAGUAUGCUUUACAAUCAGCAGCUGGAAAAGAUGCUGCAAAACAGAUAUCGUGGAUCAAGGACAAAUUGCUACAUAUAUAUUACCAAAAUAGUAUUGAUGAUCGAUUACUUGUUGAACGAAUCUUUGCUCAAUACAUGGUUCCCCACAAUCUGGAAACUACAGAACGGAUGAAGUGCUUGUAUUACUUAUAUGCCACACUGGAUUUAAAUGCUGUGAAAGCAUUGAAUGAAAUGUGGAAAUGUCAAAAUCUGCUCCGACAUCAAGUAAAGGAUUUGCUUGACUUAAUUAAGCAACCUAAAACAGAUGCCAGUGUCAAGGCCAUAUUUUCAAAAGUGAUGGUUAUUACAAGAAAUUUGCCAGAUCCUGGUAAGGCUCAGGAUUUCAUGAAGAAAUUCACACAAGUGUUAGAAGAUGAUGAGAAAAUAAGGAAACAAUUAGAAGUACUUGUUAGUCCAACAUGCUCCUGCAAACAGGCUGAAGGUUGUGUGCGUGAAAUAACUAAGAAGUUGGGCAACCCUAAACAGCCUACAAAUCCUUUCCUGGAAAUGAUCAAGUUUCUCUUGGAGAGGAUAGCACCUGUGCACAUAGAUACUGAAUCUAUCAGUGCUCUUAUCAAGCAAGUGAACAAAUCAAUAGAUGGAACAGCAGAUGAUGAAGAUGAGGGUGUUCCGACUGAUCAAGCUAUCAGGGCAGGUUUGGAACUGCUUAAGGUCCUCUCAUUUACACAUCCUAUCUCAUUCCAUUCUGCUGAAACAUUUGAAUCACUUCUGGCUUGUCUUAAAAUGGAUGAUGAAAAAGUAGCAGAAGCUGCACUGCAAAUUUUCAAAAAUACAGGAAGCAAAAUUGAAGAGGAUUUCCCACACAUUAGAUCAGCCUUGCUUCCUGUUUUACAUCACAAAUCUAAAAAAGGACCCCCUCGUCAAGCCAAAUAUGCCAUUCACUGUAUCCAUGCGAUAUUUUCUAGUAAAGAGACCCAGUUUGCACAGAUAUUUGAGCCUCUGCAUAAGAGCCUAGACCCAAGCAACCUGGAACAUCUUAUAACACCACUGGUUACUAUUGGUCAUAUUGCUCUUCUUGCACCUGAUCAGUUUGCUGCUCCUUUGAAGUCUUUGGUAGCUACUUUCAUUGUGAAAGAUCUUCUCAUGAAUGAUCGGCUUCCAGGAAAAAAGACAACUAAACUUUGGGUUCCAGAUGAAGAAGUUUCUCCUGAGACAAUGGUCAAAAUUCAGGCUAUUAAAAUGAUGGUUCGAUGGCUACUUGGAAUGAAAAAUAAUCACAGUAAAUCAGGAACUUCUACCUUAAGAUUGCUAACAACAAUAUUGCACAGUGAUGGAGACUUGACAGAGCAGGGGAAAAUUAGCAAACCAGAUAUGUCACGUCUGAGGCUUGCUGCUGGAAGUGCUAUCGUGAAGCUGGCACAAGAACCCUGCUACCAUGAAAUCAUCACAUUAGAACAGUAUCAGUUAUGUGCAUUAGCUAUCAAUGAUGAAUGCUAUCAAGUAAGACAAGUGUUUGCUCAGAAACUUCACAAAGGCCUUUCCCGAUUACGGCUUCCACUUGAGUAUAUGGCAAUCUGUGCACUUUGUGCUAAAGAUCCUGUAAAAGAGAGAAGAGCUCAUGCUAGACAGUGUCUAGUAAAAAAUAUAAAUGUAAGACGAGAGUAUCUGAAGCAACAUGCAGCUGUUAGUGAAAAAUUAUUGUCUCUUCUACCAGAGUAUGUUGUUCCAUAUACAAUUCACCUUUUGGCACAUGACCCAGAUUAUGUCAAAGUACAGGAUAUUGAACAACUUAAAGAUGUUAAAGAAUGUCUUUGGUUUGUUCUGGAAAUAUUAAUGGCUAAAAAUGAAAAUAACAGUCAUGCAUUUAUCAGAAAAAUGGUUGAAAAUAUUAAACAAACAAAAGAUGCCCAAGGACCAGAUGAUGCAAAAAUGAAUGAAAAGCUAUACACUGUGUGUGAUGUUGCCAUGAAUAUCAUCAUGUCAAAGAGCACCACAUACAGUUUGGAAUCUCCUAAAGACCCAGUACUACCAGCUCGUUUUUUCACCCAACCUGAUAAGAAUUUCAGUAACAAAAAUUACCUGCCUCCAGAAAUGAAAUCGUUUUUCACUCCUGGAAAACCUAAAACAACCAAUGUUCUAGGAGCUGUUAAUAAGCCACUUUCAUCAGCAGGCAAACAAUCUCAGACCAAAUCAUCACGAAUGGAAACUGUAAGCAAUGCAAGCAGCAGCUCAAAUCCAAGCUCUCCUGGAAGAAUAAAAGGGAGGCUUGAUAGUUCUGAAAUGGAUCACAGUGAAAAUGAAGAUUACACAAUGUCUUCACCUUUGCCGGGGAAAAAAAGUGACAAGAGAGACGACUCUGAUCUUGUAAGGUCUGAAUUAGAGAAGCCUAGAAGCCGGAAAAAAAACCCUGUCACAGAUCCAGAGGAGAAGUUAGGUAUGGAUGACCUGACUAAGUUGGUACAAGAACAGAAACCCAAAGGCAAUCAGCGAGGCCGGAAAAGAGGCCAUACAGCUUCAGAAUCAGAUGAACAGCAGUGGCCUGAGGAGAAAAGGCUCAAAGAAGAUCUAUUAGAAAAUGAGGAUGAACAGAACAGUCCGCCUAAAAAGGGGAAAAGAGGCCGGCCACCAAAACCUCUUGGUGGAGGUACACCAAAAGAAGAGCCAACAAUGAAAACUUCUAAAAAAGGAAACAAAAAAAAAUCUGGACCUCCCACAGCAGAGGAAGAGGAAGAAGAAGAUAGACAAAGUGGAAAUACAGAACAGAAGUCAAAAAGCAAGCAGCACCGAGUAUCAAGGAGAGCACAGCAGAGCAGAGCAGAAUCUCCUGAAACUAGUGCAGUUGAAUCCACACAAUCCACACCACAGAAAGGACGAGGAAGACCAUCAAAAACGCCAUCACCAUCACAACCUAAAAAAAAUGUCCGUGUAGGACGCUCCAAGCAAGCAGCUACUAAAGAAAAUGAUUCAAGUGAAGAAGUAGAUGUGUUUCAGGGUAGCUCUCCUGUCAAUGAUGAUAUUCCACAGGAUGAAACAGAGGAAGAGGAAGUUUCUGCAGUAAAUGUACGGCGGAGAAGUUCUAAAAGGGAAAGGCGAUGAACAGAAUUUUCUUUAUGAAAACUUUGGAAAAAAUCAUUUUUUUUUUUGUCAAGCUUGAGGCUGAACCAAGCCUUUGAUGCACAAAAUGGGACUGCUGAAAAGUGGACAGUUGGACCUUACUUUUAUGACUUAUGACCUCAUGCAUUUGUGGUCACACGCUUUAGCCAUACACAUGGUGAUGACAUUGACUAUGGAGUCUUGUGAAAGUGUAAUGUGCGAUGGCUAUGUAGACAUAAACUAAAGAAAAACUUGUAAAUAUCCUUUUUUCUUUCCUUUUAAAUGUUUCUGACUUCUAAAGUGCUUGUAUAGCUUUUAUCUGCGGCUUUAAACUGACAGUACCCAACUGUUUACUGGAUCUAUUGAUUUGAAAAGAGUUUGUUAGGAUAGAUCUUAAGCAGUAAUCUGUCAGUGUUUGUAUUUGUAUCCUCUGCAGUUUUACUGUGAAAAAAUUUUUUUCAACAAUUGGUGUCAUUUUCUUGAUGUCACUAUUUGUUGGAGUGUUAAAUAGUCUCUUCCCCUUGUGUAUCUUAUCUAGUGUUUACUCCUGGGCACCCUUCUUCUUCAGAGGUGCUAAAUGGUCUGCCAUUACACCAGAAAGAAGCUUCUGAUGGGAGGACACCAAUGCAAAUUGUGAAAUACUCCUAAAGUUGUUUGAUUACUUUACACCUCAGUAUUGGUCCCAGAAUUUCCUGACCUUUCAUGGCAGUGAAAAUUUUAAGAAGAAAGAGAUUUAAAAUAUUUUAAUUUUAAAGAAUGUGUUAUAAAAUAAUGUACCGAAUUCUUUAUCCCAUUUUAUCAUCCCUUUUCAGUUUUUAUUAAUCUACUGUAUCAAUAAAAUUCUGUAACUUGAAUGAGUUUUUCAUAGUCUAGAAUGUUGUUGUGUAUAAGUAAUUCCUUUUGAACAUUAUGUUCAGAAAAUGCAAAUUAUUACACUAUAAUAUAAAAUCUGAUAUAUACACAUUUAGAAAAUACCAGUUCUUCAUAACAGUAUAAAAUUAAUCAGAAAGAAAAAUUUUAUUGAUGCAGUGUGUCUUUAUAAAUCUGUUCUUGAAAGCCAAGUGUUUUUGUAUUUUAUAGUGAUUUGCAUGUUUAUGAAAAAGUGCUGAAAAUGAGAUGUGCUUUUUUCUGUAAAUUCAUAUUUAGCCAUAGUGUAUGAUAGAUUACCCCAUAACAUAGUUUUUCAUCAAAAGCUUAUUACUGUACUUUAUUUUGGAGCCAAAAAAUUGUUUUGGGGGGUAGGGACAGGGUGGAAGUGAUAUAUCCAACUAUAUCAGCUACUAUAUGUAACACAGUCUUACAGUACUGAAUGAAAUUCUGCUUUGUCCAGAUUGGGAGAAGUGAAAAUUUAUUUGGAUUUAGAGCAGAUCUUUUUCUUUUUCUUUUCUUUCUUUGUUCAUUGUAAACAAACAUAGAAACAAAUAAGGCAGUAUUCUUUAUACAGUUAUGUAGACUGUAUGUUGAACCAAAACAUAGAUUACUGCUUAAUACUUACCCAAAUCAUUUCA
Sciurus carolinensis (gray squirrel) is the source of this 5986-nucleotide messenger RNA. RefSeq names its product PDS5 cohesin associated factor B (gene Pds5b). Gene Ontology annotation, cellular component: chromatin; nucleus. Gene Ontology annotation, biological process: mitotic sister chromatid cohesion; DNA repair. Lineage: Eukaryota; Metazoa; Chordata; Mammalia; Rodentia; Sciuridae. The record is from RefSeq and is a predicted model, not a curated record.